AUGUCGGCACUCACCGAAGUCCUCACCGAGGAGGACUUUGCGGCACACCUCAGCUCGCUCUCGCCAUCUGCGCUGGUUGUUCUCUACUUCCACACGCCAUGGGCUGCACCCUGCGCCCAGAUGAGCACUGUCCUUUCCGCCCUCGCCUCGCAGUACCCCGCUACAACCCCACCUACCAUCUCUUUUAUCAGCAUCAAUGCCGAAGAGCUGGCCGAUAUCUCAGAGGAGUAUGAUGUCUCUGCUGUUCCCUUUGUCGUCUGUCUGCGCAGUGGCCAGAUCCUAGAGUCCAUCAGCGGUAGCGACGCCAUCAAGGUUCGCGACGCUAUCGAGCGCCACGCUGGUCGCGGAAACGGCGCCGCUCCUACGGACGGUGCCCACCGAGCCCAUAUUCCCCCUCCCCUUUCUGCCACCCCUCGCGAAGAUGGUCCGGUGAUGGCCACUCAGUCGCCUUACGCAUCGGUGGACGCCGCUGGCCCUGCGGCUAACGCCACUCCCGUUGCCGCCGCACCUACCCUCACCCCCGAGCAGUCCAAGGAAGCACUUUUCGCUCGUCUUAGUGAGUUGGUUAAGGCUGCACCGGUUAUGCUGUUUAUGAAGGGAACCCCUAGCUCGCCGCAGUGCGGCUUCAGCAGACAGUUGGUGGGUAUCCUCCGAGAGCGGAGCGUCAAGUACGGAUUCUUCAAUAUUCUUGCGGACGAGGACGUGCGACAGGGUCUGAAGGAGUUCGCCGAGUGGCCCACCUUCCCACAGUUGUGGGUCGGUGGGGAGCUGGUUGGUGGUUUGGAUAUUGUGCGCGAGGAAAUCAACAAUGACGAGAACUUCUUCGCGAACUACUCUGUCAACAAAUAG
This is a messenger RNA of Penicillium longicatenatum, 849 nucleotides long. RefSeq names its product PICOT family protein. The record is from RefSeq and is a predicted model, not a curated record. NCBI's taxonomy places the organism in Eukaryota, Fungi, Ascomycota, Eurotiomycetes, Eurotiales, Aspergillaceae. The coding region runs from base 1 to 849 and encodes 282 amino acids. Gene Ontology annotation, molecular function: 2 iron, 2 sulfur cluster binding. The transcript has 2 exons.